AAGCUGCAUGGAAUUUAGAUGAUGGAAACAAAAUGGCACACAUACCAUGACGAAGCGAUGAGGAAUAAAAAUAAGAAGCUCUUAUAAAAGCAAUCAAUAAAUCUGUUUUAUUGUAAUAAUAUGUGGUAUAAUAUUAACUAAGAAUGUCAAGCAAAGACAAUGAAAAAUGUAAUACACUAGAUAAAGACUCGAAUGAGAACGAACUAGACUAUGUAUUUGAAAAACUUCAAGUCAGUCCUCAUAAAAAUAAAUCUACAAUUUUUAAAUUGAAUACAAGCUUCGAGAAACAAUUUGUGGAUAAAAUCUCCAAGAAGCAAAAAAGAAAAAAGAAAAACCUGGUUAGGCAAGCAAAGCUCGUUCUUGAUAAAGAUUUGAAAAAAAAGAGGCAGUGUUCUAGUAGAACUAACGACCAAGAGCACAAACCAGAAAGUUCAGAUGAUUCAUGUUUGAAUAACAAGAAGCAAAACAAACAUUCUGAAGAAUGCCCCACAACAUGUAGUGCCCAAUUUCUAUGUUUAAAAUCUGUAAAUUACAACACAAAUGAAGAUUUAAACCCAGACGAAUUAGCUUCUUACUUUGGAGAGUUAUUAUAUAUUCCAAAACCCAUGUCUCUAAUGGCAGAAAUGAUGUAUGCGUGACAGAGAAAGUUUUUUUAUUGGAAAAGAAAACUAAUGUAAUGUUGUGUAUGUUUGAUAGUGGCUAAUAUUUAUAUUUAUAUA
Molecule: messenger RNA, 719 nt
Organism: Hydractinia symbiolongicarpus
Lineage: Eukaryota; Metazoa; Cnidaria; Hydrozoa; Anthoathecata; Hydractiniidae
Exons: 2
Coding region: 144-638 (164 amino acids)
Biological process (GO): cellular response to hydrogen peroxide
Source: RefSeq, a predicted model, not a curated record